This is a messenger RNA of Kockovaella imperatae, 1357 nucleotides long. RefSeq lists its product as hypothetical. The record is from RefSeq and is a predicted model, not a curated record. Bases 7 to 1326 code for a protein of 439 amino acids. NCBI's taxonomy places the organism in Eukaryota, Fungi, Basidiomycota, Tremellomycetes, Tremellales, Cuniculitremaceae. The transcript is spliced from 2 exons.
UCAUCGAUGUUAUGUUCGCAUGCAUUCAUACCGCGCAGGACGCGAUCUCACACGAGGAUGACGAUGGACACGCCUCCCUCCUGUCUCCUGGACAGCUUUUGCUGGUCGACUGCUGGACAGGGUGACAAAGGUAGGCGUCGCGGGCCUGUUCGUGUCGGCUUUCUAUCGCCCAAGGAGGCGUGGUCCGGUCGAUUGAAAGGGGUGUCAAAGUAUCAAUUGAGGGAUGGACCGUUGGGAUACGAUGAACGAUGGUUUUCAAACCAGGUCUCCGAUCCGGAGAACGAUUUUUCGCAGUGCCGACGUGGUCCGAUCAUGGCCCACUCACGUAUACCAGACCCAGUCUCUCGAGAGGAGACCGAUGUACGUGGCCGCCUGAGAACGGAUGCAUCUCGUGCCAGGAACAAAGGUCCGACAUCAGAACACGGCGAGCGUAGGCAAGACGACAGUUCGAUCUGUCCAUGGCCGUCAGCGGUGCAGUCGGCCUUUCCAUUGGAGUCCAUUCGUCUGCCCUUCGCCUCGACUCCACCGGCUCCCUCUUCGAGCUACCCAGCACGGCUCCGGUCUUUUGGCGGAGCUUUCGAUCAGCCCAAUGGCUCUGGUGGACAUGACUUUGAAGACGAGUGCACCGAUAUUCGAUUCCGCAGGUUCGAAGGAGAGCUUCUGAAACCUGAUGUUGAAAGCUCUGACUGGGCCAAUACAGCAAGCGACCAACAUGAGAUCCUGCACACUAGCGAGCGAUUAGAGUGGCAGCCAGAUCCAGAUUCCUUGGGACGCGAUGAGGCUGACGAAGUCUGGAAAGCGAUGGAGAGGAGACUGGGCAGACCGGUGAGGGAUUUUACCCGUAGAGAGAGGGGCAGAUGGGUCCUGGUCAAGCAGAAGUCCGGAGUCAUCACAGGAUAUGAGACGCCUGAAGAGUCCGAUACGUUUCACACGGCUUUAGACUCCGAAACGGCGAACGAGACAGGCCCACAAAAAGUGAUUGCAACGAGUGGAAGUCACCAGCCGUUUCCUGAGGACGCAUCGGGACCUCUCUCGACAACACGAUCUAGACGCAGCCUACAGAGAGAAGAAAGAGUCAGGCCAAUCCGAAGUUCUCACCACCGUCACGCCUCAUCGAUUCGGCGACUGGACCCCUUGAUUGUUCAAGCCCUUGGCCGAUUGGACCCUGAUUUCGAUACUCCCAGUUUGACCCUCGCCCUGUCUACCCCUCUCGUCCAUGCAGUCCCCUUGAGGAGCACCAUGAAGCAGUCUCUAUGUGCCGAGUCUGGGCUGGGACUUGGGCUGGCCAUGAGAUCAGACAGUGUCUAUCGUCUAGCUUCCUGUUGAAUGAAAUGAAUGAAUGAAUCCAAUCUGCCGG